Meloidogyne enterolobii is the source of this 275-nucleotide messenger RNA. NCBI's taxonomy places the organism in Eukaryota, Metazoa, Nematoda, Chromadorea, Rhabditida, Meloidogynidae. The record is from the annotation of a GenBank genome assembly.
UAUUAUUCUACAAUUUAAUUUUAUUCUAGAUUUAAUUUUUUCUAGACUCAAUGUUUUCUCUGAAAGAUUUUUUCCUUUAUUUCUCAAUUUGUUUGAGCAUACCAUCAGUAAUUGUAUAUAUUUUGGAGGUUUGGACAAUUAUUUGUAACAAAACCCUUCACAAUUCAUUUUACACACUCUUCAGUGUUAGAGCAAUUUUUGUAAAUUUUAUUUUUUGUUUCUAUAAUCAAAUUUCAAAUUCAUUGAAAGUUUUCUAUUUCUCUGAAAUUCUGUAG